Molecule: messenger RNA, 2048 nt
Organism: Tetranychus urticae (two-spotted spider mite)
Lineage: Eukaryota; Metazoa; Arthropoda; Arachnida; Trombidiformes; Tetranychidae
Product: carboxylesterase 1E-like
Biological process (GO): choline metabolic process; acetylcholine catabolic process
Cellular component (GO): plasma membrane
Molecular function (GO): acetylcholinesterase activity
Source: RefSeq, a predicted model, not a curated record
UUCAAAAUACAUGUAGUCAUUUGAGUGGCAGUAAAACUGCUAAUUCAAGUUGAACCAAUAUAAUGACUUUGAAAAGUUAGAAAAUCUCAAAAAAAUGAAAAUGAAAAAUCGUAAAAUGGAGAAACUGUUUUAUCCAUCAAUAAUUACUUCAAUAAUCCUGUUGAGUAUACUGAUUUUGUGUAUUUUUUUGCAUGCGUUUGUCAUUAGAAUAGUGUAUCCCAUUGAUUUGACUCCUGUUGUAAGAAUAUCAAAUGGACCUGUUCAAGGGAAAUUCAUUAAAUACGAGAAAGUUAAAGUUGCUCAUUUUUUGGGCAUUCCGUUUGCUAAACCUCCCAUUGGACCUUUAAGGUUCCAAUUACCAGUUAAGCCAGAUAAUUGGACUAGUGUCAAGCAAGUGGUCAAUUAUGGAUCACCUUGUUUACAAAGAAGCCAACAUAUUACAGUAGACCGAACUAAUGAAAACUGUUUAUUUCUCAAUGUUUAUGUAACGGAAUCAACUCUCAAAUCAUCGAAUAGUACGUUCUUAAGACCUGUUUUAUUUUGGAUUUAUGGUGGAGCUUUGACAUUCGGCUUUGGAAAUGAUUAUUAUAGUGGUAUUCCAAUAGUGCCUUUACACGAGGUUGUCCUUGUUACUCACAAUUAUCGUCUCAAUGCUUUUGGUUUCAUGCAUUUUGGUGAUAAAGAAACUAGGAUUCCACCGAACAUUGGUUUGAAAGAUCAACUUUUGGCUCUUCAAUGGGUUAAAGAAAAUAUCGAUAAAUUCGGUGGUGAUCCUGAUCAGGUGACAAUCUUCGGAGAAUCUGCAGGUGCCAUGUCAGUUUCAGCACAUAUUUUGUCACCUUUAUCCAGGGGCUUAUUCAAAAGAGCAAUACUCCAAUCAGGAACAAUUAUGUUUCCAGUUGAAGAUCCUGAUUAUUAUAUUGAAAACGGUUUCACUCUUUUGGGUCGUACCUCAUGCGCCUCAUCUACCGACUUACUGAAUUGCUUACAGAGUUUACCUGCAUCGACAAUUAUGAAUGCUCAAUCGGAUGGUCUUCUUACAUUUCGUUGGUUUUAUGGAGAUGAUUUUCUUCCUUAUAGUCCAUCGGAAGCAUUUUCAAAGGGAAUGUUUGAUAACUCACUUGAUAUCUUGCUUGGUGUGGAGCAGAAUGAAUUCGCCAUGUUUAUGGGACUCCUCAGUGCCACUCAAUUCAAUCCAAAGAUUGAUGUUACUCUGAAUUACUCACAAGCAGUGGAUUACCUUCGAUUAAUUUUCAAAGAAGAGGCAAUAGGAUAUUUCACUGAAUUAUAUUUCAAUUCAUCCAUAGAUCUUUCAUCGGCAUAUCUUUUAAAACAGCUAAUACAGGCUUACAGUGAUACUAUCAUAGUUUGUCCAACUUAUAUGUUUGGAGUUGAAUAUUGGUCAAAAGGUGGUCAAGAAACAGGCAAAGUUUAUGGCUAUUAUCAUACACAGAAGCCUAUUCCAAGUUACAAUACCAUGUGCGAUGACAGUCCGUGGACGGGUAUUUGCCAUGGUUCGGAUCUUACUUAUGUUUUUGGUCAUCCGUUGGUUGAACCAGGCUAUCCACAAAAAGAUAUUGAUUUGAGUCGGGAAAUGAUGAAAAUUUGGACUCAUUUUGCUGAAUUUGGAUACAUGCCUAGAGUGAAUGAGAAGGAAUGGAAACCAUUGAAUGAAGAUUUAUCAGCAAUGGUUUUGAACAUCGAUAACUUGGGAGAAGUUGAACGAGAACGAAUUGCAUUUUGUGUGCAACAAUGGGAUGAAUUGGUUCAAAACAAUAUCUUAAACUUUACAUAUAUUAUGAGUGCUGUAUAAAAUACUUUACAUAACUUACAAGGAAGAUUCUCAGAUCGCAAAGUCAGAUUUUUUUUCAAACUUGGUAAAUUCGUAGCUUAUUACUGAAUUAAUAAGCAUGCCCGAGUAUUUGAUUCGUAACUCAAUAGCUUUUUUCAAAAAUCAAAAUCAAAUUUAUGUUAUGGUUAUGUUUUAACAUAUGUGCCUACCUUGUGAAAUGAACUUUUUGGAUGUAAUUUUUUAUCCUGAUUCCGAA